GUUCAACACCUCAAAUGAACGAGCGUCGCGUUCGCUAGCUGUUCGCUAGCUGCCGAGCGAACUGGAUUUUAUUCAGAGUAGUGUGCUGGGGGCUGCAUGUCAGUGAGCAUCUAGCAGUGUCUUCUUACUUCCUUCUGGAGGGUGCCAACUUUCGAUUUCAGGAUGGCUGUUGACUUCGCCGCCGGAUUCAUUGGAGAAUUUGAUUUAUCGUAUCGGCGUCGUGUUCAGAUGAACACAUUUGUUCGUCUACAAACCCAGGAUGCGCACAAUCCGAGAUACCGAGGAGUAGUGCACUGUUUCAUGAAAACUGUUCAGACGGAAGGCUUACAUGGGUUGUACAAAGGGAUCUCGUUUCCCCUUGGGGGCAUGGCAGUGGUUAAUGCAGUGGCCUUUGGGGCUUACGGAAACAUGCUGCGACACAUGUCGAACCCGGAUGCCCUGGAAUCGCAUUUCAUCGCAGGGGCCGUUAGUGGGCUUGCCCAAAGUUUCCUCACUGCACCCCUGGAACUGGCUCGAACACGACUCCAACUUCAGGGCCAAGGAGAAGGUUGGGCCAAUUUCGUGAAACAAGGCAGUGCCGACAGUGAAGGUGGGAUCGUGGCCUGUAUCCGGCAAAUUUACCGAGAAGCCGGGAUAUGCAGGGGUAUUUUCAAGGGACUGGGGAUCACUCUUGUGAGGGACGCUCCUGCCUGUGGGAUCUACUUUUCUGUGUAUGAGCUCAUGUGUCGAAUGCUGUCUGUUGACUCAUUUGGACAGUCGAGCGUGUGGAAGCUGUCCCUGGCCGGCGGGACAGGCGGGGCCAUGUCCUGGCUCCUCACGUACCCGCUGGACCUCAUCAAGAGCCGGAUGCAAACCGACGGGUUCCUCGGCCCGAAAAAGUACACCUCCUCCCUCGACUGCGCCAUCCAGUCCUACCAAGAAGAAGGCUGGCGCGUGUUCACCCGUGGCCUGUCCUCGGCCCUCCUCCGCUCCUUCCCCACCAACGCCACCGUUUUCGCAGUAUCCGCCCAAGUGUUUCGCUUCUUCGACUACGUGUCCGUCGUGGAGCAAGAAUCGCCGGUGACGCAGACCCUCGUCGAACGCGUCGUCGUGGUGGAAACGAAGCAGCAACAACAACAACAACAACCGACUGUGAAGAAGUACGAUCACAAGAAUAAUCGCGGACUCGAGUACCCGACGGCGGAACUCUACGGCGCGGAUUAUCAUUAUCAUUCGGUGCCGCGAAUCGAGUUCCCCGGGGCGCAUUUCCUCGUUGGCUAUCUGCUCAACGGCAUGGACUCUAAUUACCACUCGGUCUUGUACUCGAUGCACAUCAAUUUCAAGAGGCCCCGGCCGCAGGGCUACUUUUUUGGCCACAACCAGAUCCCGGUGGAGGAGCACGCGGACGACGCGGAUUCCGUGCACCCGACGCCGUUUUACGCCGAGGACGAGAACUUCGACGCGAAGACGGCCGUCAAGAGGCACGAAGAGGAUGCUGCGAUUGCGGACGCCAAUUCCCCGCUGGAUGACGAGAUGGAUCAGCGAGCUUACGAGGAGUUGCUGGCUUGGCGACGGGAGAACAAUAAUAAUAGUGGUGGUGGGAAUAAUAAUAAUAAUAAUAGUGACGGGAAAGGGAAGAAUAACAAGGACGCCUUUUAUGACAGACACAAAGUGCAUCGCAUGCUGCUCACUGUCAUUGGAUGAUGGUGAUUUGAGAAUUAAUUGGUUCCUGCUUGACUAUAGACAGUGAGACCCCCACAUGCGGACAAUUCGACAUAGGGACACUUAUUUUCCCAGAAAAAAAUCAAUAAAUAAGGCCCAACAUGAGGACACUGACUCAACCUAGGGACAUUUUGUGAUAAAAUUGCAAAUACACAUUUCAGGCCAAAUAACGAGAAAAAGAUAUUUCCAACCCUAAAAUUG
This is a messenger RNA of Notodromas monacha, 1902 nucleotides long. NCBI's taxonomy places the organism in Eukaryota, Metazoa, Arthropoda, Ostracoda, Podocopida, Cyprididae. The record is from the annotation of a GenBank genome assembly.